GAGACAGACGAGAAACGGAGCAAGCAACAGAAACUGCUGAGCUCAAAAUCAUCACCAGGUACUUGAAACAGACCACGAAGAUGUCGUCUUCUCCACUCCGUCUCGCUCUUGCCCUCAUGUGCCUGGUCUCAGCCGUCGGUGUCAUAUCAUGUGGCCGGCCUCAUGUGGUUUUGAAUUCGGCUCUGGAAGAGGCUCGCAACGUCCUGCUUGGAGAAGAGGUACCAGAGAGACUCACUCUUCCUGAGCUCCAGUGGAUGCUCAGUAACAACGAGCUCGCACCUGUUCAGGUGGAAGAAGCCCCUCGCAGCAGGAUGGAGCUCGUCAGGAGAGACAGCACUGUGACGACCAAACCACUCAACUGCAUGAACUACUUCUGGAAGUCCAGGACAGCAUGCUGAGCUCAUUUAGACCCACAAGCCGGAGGCACCAUUUAGACCAUUAAUAUGCUGCGAAUCACUCACUGUUUCCCUCCCCUUCAGCAUACACCUCUGAGGCAGGCUGACUUGCUCGGUCUCUGGCUUCGAGCACAGCAGAGCCUCUGUUAAUUAUUUUAAUUUUAGCAGCUGUAGGAAUUGUAGAACAUGUUCCAAUAUUGGGUGCCAAUUUUAUCCUUCUCUGAAGCAUAAACUGCUUGAAAUAAACAAUACAGCAUCAACAA
Pangasianodon hypophthalmus (striped catfish) is the source of this 658-nucleotide messenger RNA. RefSeq names its product somatostatin 2 (gene sst2). Gene Ontology annotation, cellular component: extracellular region. Gene Ontology annotation, molecular function: hormone activity. The record is from RefSeq and is a predicted model, not a curated record. The coding region runs from base 81 to 398 and encodes 105 amino acids. The transcript has 2 exons. NCBI's taxonomy places the organism in Eukaryota, Metazoa, Chordata, Actinopteri, Siluriformes, Pangasiidae.